AUGCACGCUACAACAUCUAAGGACUCUGUAUACUUUUUCGGCUACGGGUCAUUAAUUUGGAAUCCGGGAUUUGCCUACACAAACAAGGAAAAAAAGCUUAUGCACAUGGAUUUGCCCAUGCCGUCGAAUGUACCAGGGCAAAAUACAAUAUCAUACGAGGCGAUCGUUUUAACCAGUGAGAAAUUUCAGCCAGGACGCGUAGCGACGCUCGUGCGAGACGAGGACUCAUUUGCCACCGGAGUCGUUUUUGAAGUGGUCGGCGAGGACAACAUUCGGGAGGCAUUUGUACAUCUCUGGGAAAGAGAGAUCAAUAACGGUUACGAUUUUGUCGAAAUCGCUGUUGAAAUUGCGGGUACUGGUGAUGUGAUCAACGCCUGGACAUGCAUAGCCCGACUGGACAAUGAAUUUUACCUUGGCGAUGCCGACAUCGAACAAAUGGCCGUAGAGAUUCGACGGGCCAGAGGAUGUGCCGGCCCCAAUUUCGAAUAUGUACUGAAGCUGGCGGAACACGUUCGAUUGCUGUUUCCGGACGAUGAAGACGAACAUCUUUUUGAAUUGGAAAGUCGGAUUCGACUGCAAGGAGUCGCCUACGUCUAG
Molecule: messenger RNA, 597 nt
Organism: Cooperia oncophora
Lineage: Eukaryota; Metazoa; Nematoda; Chromadorea; Rhabditida; Trichostrongylidae
Source: the annotation of a GenBank genome assembly